CUGCCCUCUUGUGUUUCAUAGGCGGUUAAUUUAAAAGUACGACAAGAGUCAAGAUCAAGGGAGCAAUGUCUCGGAAAAGAAAGUCUUUUAGCAAUAUUUUAACUUCACCUGAAGACAGGGAGGAUCAAGAAAACAAAAGAUAUUUCUUGGACCCAGAGGCUGUGAGUCGCCAUCUGUUUUGCUCCAUCUGUCAAGAAGUAUUCACAGAGCCUCAGAGAGCCCCCUGUGGUCAUAGCUUUUGUAAAGAGUGUAUAUACACAUGGCUGAAACACAAGAAGAACUGCCCAGAAGACAGGCGUCCCUUGAGACGUUCAGACUUACAUUAUGACUUCAUCAUCGCUAACGUGAUCGGUGAUCACACGGUGGCUUGCCCUUUUCGUCGGAAGGGAUGCGAGUAUGUAGGCAAGCUGGAUACGAUCUCGCUGCAUCGCAAGUCUUGCGCUUUCAACCCCGGUAACCUCCCGUCUUUUCUUCACAAGGAGAAGAAUAUCCUAAGUGAAACACAGCCAACUACUCCCGAAGUAGAAAGUAGCGGACCUCCAUCUGCAGAGAAUGUCCUGUCACCUCUGGUACCAGAUGAUGACAAGUUACCUACGCCUGCAAAACCGUCGCUUAAGAUGAGACUCUUCGUCAAAGGUGGUGGUCAGCGAGAUCUCCUCUGCUCUAUGUUUGAUGACGGUACUAAACAAUCAUCAUCAACAUCGCCCUCCUCCUCAAUGUCAUCGUCAUCGUCAUCAUCAUCAUCAGUGGCAGCUAAAGCGACAAAAUCAAGAACCAGACGGAAAGCCGAACAUGAUGUAGUCAUAAUCCUUGAUUCUCCUUGAACACAGGUCCGUCAGUAAUUGAUUGAAUUUAUUUUGAGUGAUGAAUUAUUUAGAUAAUUGAUGGGUUAUCAUUCCGUGGGGUUGAGGAAAUUUUUUUUGGGGAGAGACUUUGUCUCCUAUCGACCAUAACAAUGUUUGCUCAAAUUUAGUUUAGCUUAAAAAGCAUAGCACUGAAUCCAAAGACCGGGUUAAUAGUAAUUUGUAAAGCGCUUAGAGACAUUUGUAUUAAGCGCUAUAUAAAAAUUAAAUAUUAUUAUUAUUAUUAUUAUUAUUGUAGACCCAAGUUUAUUAAAUGUUAAUAUAUAAAUGUGAUGCCCAUGUAGUGCGGGUAAAAAAGGAAUGCAUGUUAA
This is a messenger RNA of Strongylocentrotus purpuratus (purple sea urchin), 1174 nucleotides long. RefSeq names its product ligand of Numb protein X 2-like. Lineage: Eukaryota; Metazoa; Echinodermata; Echinoidea; Camarodonta; Strongylocentrotidae. The transcript has 5 exons. Gene Ontology annotation, biological process: protein polyubiquitination; ubiquitin-dependent protein catabolic process. The record is from RefSeq and is a predicted model, not a curated record. Gene Ontology annotation, molecular function: ubiquitin protein ligase activity. Bases 66 to 824 code for a protein of 252 amino acids.